Molecule: messenger RNA, 3196 nt
Organism: Cololabis saira (Pacific saury)
Lineage: Eukaryota; Metazoa; Chordata; Actinopteri; Beloniformes; Belonidae
Product: Na(+)/H(+) exchange regulatory cofactor NHE-RF1-like
Exons: 6
Coding region: 314-1729 (471 amino acids)
Biological process (GO): protein localization to plasma membrane
Cellular component (GO): apical plasma membrane
Molecular function (GO): protein-membrane adaptor activity; signaling receptor binding
Source: RefSeq, a predicted model, not a curated record
UUUGCCACUUUCUGCGGUCGAAAAACUCAGACAGGAUCAACUUCUGACCGGAGUUUAACCGGCCCGGCUUCGGUCCCGCAACAUCGGUCCCCCUGGUGCGUUUGUGCGCUUUUACGCGGUGCGGGGAGCCGAUCACCGUCCCCCCCCACACGGCACGGACACAUCACCCACCACAGGGCGGGGGUUGGGCAUUUUUCCUCUUCUUUUCCGCUCACACACCCCCUACUCAGCAGCAUCCCGACCAGAUUCCCAUUCAGUUCCAGAGCGAUCGAGCCACAGGUUGCAGCCCAGCAGCAGCUGAAGGGGCCCCAACAUGCCCAGCAGGAGCCAGGUCGUGCGUCCGCGGCUGUGCGCGCUGCACAAGGGGGACAACGGAUACGGCUUCCACCUCCACGGGGAGAAGGGCAAGACGGGCCAGUUCAUCCGCCUGGUGGAGCCCGACAGCCCGGCCGAGGCGGCGGGGCUGCGCGCCGGGGACCGGCUGGUGUUCGUGAACGGGGAGGACGUGGAGAGCGAGAGCCACCAGCAGGUCGUGGCCCGGAUACGAGCCACCGCGGGCCGCCUGGAGCUGGUGGUGGUGGACCCCGAGACGGAGCUGCUGCUCAAGAAGCACCGGCUCAAGUGUCUCAAGGAGUACGUCUCCGAGGGGCUGCCCCUGCCCCUCCAGGACGGGGAUGGAGAAGGAGAAGUGGAAGGAGAAGGAGGAGAGGAGGAGGUGGAGGAUGGAGAGGGGGAGAUGGACAGGACACAGAACGGGGAUGUGAAGCGGGAUGAGGUGGAGGAUGUGGAGGCGGUGGUGGAGGUGGUGGUGGUGGAGAAAGUGGAGGAAGUGGAGCAACAGGACCUGGAUCAAGACCAGGACCUGGAUCAAGACCAGUACCAAGACCAGGAUCAAGUCCAAGACCAGGAUCAAGACCAGGAUCAAGUCCAAGACCAGGAUCAAGACCAGGAUCAGGACCAGGACCACGACCAGGACCGGGAACAGGACCUGGGCCGGGACCAGGGCCGGGAAGGGAAGCCCAGGGAGCCCACGCCCGUCCCAGAGACUAACGGAGAAACCCACCAGCUCCUCCAGAAGAAGCUGAGCAUCAACUCGGAGAAGGAGGCGUCCACCGAGCUGCGGCCACGUCUCUGCGUGAUCCAGCGAGGCCCCAACGGAUAUGGCUUCAACCUGCACAGCGAGCGGGCGCGGCCGGGCCAGUACAUCAGAGCUGUGGACGAGGACUCUCCAGCUGAGAGGGCCGGCCUGCAGCCCGGGGACAGGAUAGUGGAGGUGGGCAGCAUGCCCGUGGAAGGGAAAAUGCACUCGGAGGUGGUCGCUUUCAUCAAAGCGGGCGGUAAUGAGACCCGACUGCUGGUGGUGGACCCCGACACGGACACCUUCUUCAAGAGGUGCAGAGUGAGCCCCAGCGCCCACCACCUGACUGGUCCACUGCCAGAGCCUGUGAUCAAUGGAGGGAUGGAAGUGAAGGUGAACGGCAGUGCAACCACAGAGCCGGGGAGAGACUCCAAGCUUUCAGUGAGUCCUUCUCCUUCAAACGCCUCAUCCAACGCAUCACUGACGACCCCCACUGCAAGCACCCCACCUGAGUGUGGGAUGUCAGAUGCCAUCCCCGCGCUCAGCCUCACCCUGCAGCAGGUCAAAGAGCUCGCCCACCAGAAGCGCUCCAACAAGAGAGCUCCGCCCAUGGACUGGACCAAGAAAAACGAACUCUUUAGCAACCUAUAGGACACCUCACACAUGUUUUUGGUUUAGGGAUUCUUCCAGAAAGGCAUCAGAAUAUUUUUUCCUUAAUUAUUAUGGCAUUUAAAGAGAGACACCAGGCAAAUUUGAAGCUGUUUUGUAAAAUAUAGUAUUUUCCUUAUUACUACUUCCUAUGUUAUAACCCAUAUAUUAGACUGUAUAUGAAUGAUGUGCUACUAACCAGAGACAUGCAUAUGCCAAUGAAAGAGAUCAGGACAUGUUCAAAUUCUGUACAUGGUUUUCUUUUGAAUGUGCGUGUGUGUGUGUGUGUGUGUGUGUGUGUGUGUGUGUGUGUGUGUGUGUGUGUGUGUGUGUGUGUGUGUGUGUGUGUGUGUGUGUGUGUGUGUUUGUGUGUGUGAGAGACGCUGGCUGUUCCUGCUGAGCUCGGUGCGUGUGGAAACAUGAAGACGUUGACUGUCAUGUUGAGUUUAGUGAGCCUUUCUUCUGUCGCAGUCAUUCAAAAAAAAAAAGGUGUCAUCUGUUAGAACCCCCAACCACCUGACAAUCAGUUCAUUUAUCACUAAUUUACCUUUUGAAAUUUUUAGGCAGACAUGCAUCUUAGUUUCAUUUAUUUUUAUUCGUGCAGUUUUUCCCCUUUUUGGACUUUCUUGUGUUUAAGUGUGAGAGACAAACUUAUGAUAUUUUAAACAUUAUUCUAAAAUAAGGAAAACGUUGCUUUCUCAUAAAAUUAUUUUUAACAUGAAUUUCCUGUUGUGGGAAAUAAUUACUGAUGGCUUUAAACUGGAAAUAAUUAUAUUUUAAUAAGCAUUCUAAUAUAAUAUAUGUACGUAUGUAUGUGUACCAUGUUUCUUGUAUAUUUUUACACUUUGGUCUUAAAUUCUACUGAUGCCAUUCAUGUGAACUAUAGUGCAACAAACAUUUGCAUCACUCAGAUUAGCUAUCCCUUGUAACUGUGCACCGCUGCUCAGUUCACACAUUUUCAUUUUAUUUGUUUUUGUUUUUAAUUGCUGCAACCAAAAUGAGGAAAGUUUUUUUUUAUUUAGAUUUUUUUGUUUGUUUCUACUGAUAAGAAAAAAAAGAAAGAAAAUAUAAAGAAAGGUUUAUUUACUGUUUCUAUCAUGUUCACCAGUGGGGAUGUCUGUGCUUCAGCUGAUUGAGGAAAUGUUUUACACUUUUAUUGAGGAAAGUGAACGUCUUUAGACAUAAGAAGAUUUUUUUAAAGUUUAUGUAUGCAAUGAUCAAUUUCCGUUCUGUAAUGUAUCAGUCAUCACAACUUUAUCCUGUUAUUUGAGAAUAAAUUGAAAUAUUCUCCAGUACUCGUACUUAUGUUUUACAAGAAACUUCUGAUAACUGAUGGGACUCUGCAUGCUGCUGUGAGCAAUGAUCAUAUUGUAAUUACUUGUGAUGGUUAUUGAAAGUCUCUAAAACUUUUACAUCUUUCUAUAUUCUUGCAAAAAAAUUGAAAUAAAUAAGUGAUGCAUUAUUGCACAA